This is a messenger RNA of Rotaria sordida, 1719 nucleotides long. NCBI's taxonomy places the organism in Eukaryota, Metazoa, Rotifera, Eurotatoria, Philodinida, Philodinidae. The record is from the annotation of a GenBank genome assembly.
AUGAGUACGACAAGUGAAAUAUCAAAUUUAGUAGAAGAAAUUAAUUUGAAACCACAAUUAGUUUCCUUUCUAGUUAAUGGUGUUUUAUUCGAAUUAAAUGAAGAACUUAUUCAAAAACGAGCAUCAAAUUCAAUACUUGCACGUGAAGAUCGCCGUGCACAAUUCUAUGAUAUUGAUAAAAAUGUUUAUGUAUUUGAUCAACCAUCUGAUGUAUUUGAAGUUCUUGUUUAUUUUAUUUCUACUGGUCUUUUAUCACGACCAACUAAUAUAAAUAAUCUUAAAUUAUAUUCAUUAUUAUCUUUUUUUGAAAUGGAUAAAACAGUUAUUAAUACUUUUAAAAAAAUGGAACAUCUUGUGUUUGAAAUUAAUUGGGAAAAAACACAAUGGUUUGUAAGAUUUGAAAAAAAAAAUUCUUUUUUAAAUUAAAUCACAAAAUUGACAAACAUAUAAUAAUAAAAUGAGUGUAGGAUUGUUACAUGUUUCGAAAAUCGAGAUGGCCUGUCUAUUAGUCAACGAAGGAUGAUAAAGUUUAUCUACUGAAUUAAUAUUGUAUUUAUAGAAAUAAUAGGCAUCUAUCAAAUGAUAUAACUCCAAAAUCUCGUUUUAACGUUGUAUAAAAUCUAGUCGUUUGACUAUUCCAUACGAAAGAGUUGAAAAUAUCACAACAAAAGUCACAAAAUAAAACUUAUAAACUUUAGCGCUAGUUUAUUUAUAAGGACACAGUAUUUUCUGUUGAGAUAUAUACUGUCAUCUUAGAACAUGCACUGAAACUGAACUUCUCGAGUUUCAACAUAUGCAUAGCUAUCUUUAAGAUAUCGAUACCAGUAUUUACUAAAGCACUGGCACGCACACUGCUACCAAAAAGGGUAUAUUUUGAUAGAAUUUGUGUCUCGAGGCUACAGCGAAUACGAAUAUUAGUACCUCAGUAGAUCUAGUGUAAGUGAGUGACUGUCAAUAUUUACACCAGCACUGCAGAUCUUUAGAACUUCCCAAUUUCUUGAAUAUAUAACACAAUUUAUUAAACUUAACUAUCAUAUGUAUUUAUAGGAUCCCUCAUACUAACUGGGAAUAAAUUUUCGAUGACAUUUUUCAUACAUUUUCUUGACGUAGAAGGCUAAAAAUUUUUUAUUCCAUAUAUGUAUAUGUCUACUCAAGAUCUUUAGUUUUUCAAAGUUUCAGUUCUCUAGCUAAAACUAAUGUUGAAAUGCAUGGAAAAGAUUAAAAUACAUAAAUUUUCAUACUUGAUUUUUCUGACAUUUUUAUUUCUUGACUAGAAUUAUUUAUAAAUAUCUAAUGGAAAGAAACUUUAUAAGACAAACUUUUUCAAAAACAUAAAUUAUAAUAAAAUCAAAUGUGUAUGAACAUACUCUCGAUUGUUUCCUAUGAUCAAUUGUAAUUGAUCAAAUAUCUUGUCUAUCAAUUUUACACAUUUUUCUUCCGAGCAUUCUCUUCAUUUUUCUAUAUUUUCUUUUCCUAAUAAAUAGAAAGUAUUUACAAUCUUUUCUGUUUUCAUAACUGGUGAACAUUUAAAAUAAAAUUUGUAAUUAAAUCUAAAAGAUUUUAUAUAUAAAUGCUAAAGAUGUUUGAGAAGCUACUAUAAUGACAAGACUUAAUUUUUAGAUAGCAAACAAAAAGGUUAUAUUGUUCAAAAAAACAUCAAACAAUAUCUUGAGAGGAAAAACAACAUCAAUAUUGCAUUAGUUCUCCUUUCUGUUUGAU